GCGGCCUAUUCCCGUGCUAUGUGGAGUGGGUCCGAGGCACCUCGAGGUAUUCCAGAUACCUGGCCCUGGACCGCAAUCGGACAACGGAGAAUGCGACCCUCUGGCGGCUCGCCGAUUGCCAGGAGAAUCACGGCAAGACGGGGAGGCUGUCAGCAAAGCAGCGGUCGCUGGA
This is a messenger RNA of Symbiodinium sp. CCMP2456, 172 nucleotides long. The record is from the annotation of a GenBank genome assembly. NCBI's taxonomy places the organism in Eukaryota, Dinophyceae, Suessiales, Symbiodiniaceae.